This is a messenger RNA of Rhagoletis zephyria (snowberry fruit fly), 1158 nucleotides long. RefSeq lists its product as uncharacterized. The record is from RefSeq and is a predicted model, not a curated record. NCBI's taxonomy places the organism in Eukaryota, Metazoa, Arthropoda, Insecta, Diptera, Tephritidae.
AUGCGGCAGACAUCCGGGAAGGUUGAAGAACAGCAAAAGUCUCCAAGUUCAUCAACAGCAAUGGACAUGAACCCGUUAUUGGCUGCCACGUCACAGAUGUCAUCACAGUUGUCGUCACAGAUACAGGCGUUGGAGACACGUAUAUCUUCAGAGGUAUCAGCGCAGGUGUCAUCCCGGUUAGAAACUCAGCUACAGGCACAGGAGGCACGCAUAUCAUCACAGCUGGAAGCACAGGAUGAAAAAAUUACACAAAUACAGGACAAACUUGAAGAGAGACAGGAGAAAGUCGAAGCAAAGGUAGAAGAGUUGGAAGGUCGCUUCUUAGAUUUGCAGAUGAAUCGUCCAGCUACUUCGACAAGUAUGCAGAUCAGCAUGAAGAACAGGAUUAUGACGUAUAACAACAUGGAAGUGCCCCUUAGGUUUGGGUAUGAUGGUCCGAGCAGCAAGCAAGUGAUCCUAGAAGAAAGUGAGCAGAUUCCACCGAAGUCAGAAGCAGUUGUGUGGGCAAAGAUUGAUGGAGAUUGUGGGACAAACAAAUUGUGGGUUGUUGAAGCAACACAAAAUUCUACACCGGACGUACUUAUUGGUAAAACCCUGGCUAAGACGCAAAAGGAUGGACGCAUCCCAGUUCGAGUGCUCAAUGAGUUCAAAUCACCAGUCAAACUUCGAAGAGGAACUGUACUGGGGCAAUGUCAAGAGGUAGAGGCAAUCUUCAAGUGCGAAAAAUUACCUGAAAGCGAUUCCAUUGCCGAGAAUGACAUUGCGGAAGACAUUAAUGCAUGGACGGAAGGGUUGGAAGAAAAAUACCAGCACAAGGCUAAGGAACUUCUCCGAAGAUACUGCAACAUAUUCGUCAAGGAUGGCGACAAACCAGGCAGGACUAACGUUGUGAAAAAUCGCAUUGAUACUGGCGAUGCAAGGCCAAUCCGUCAAGCUCCUCGGCGUGUUCCACUUGCCAAACGUGAAACUGUUAGCCAAAUAAUAGAAGAAAUGAGUGAGAGUAGUGUGAUUGAACCAUCAGCGAGUCCAUGGAGUUCGCCGGUAGUACUUGUGAAGAAGAAGGAUAGUCAAAUGCGGUUCUGCGUAGACUACCGAAAACUAAACGAUGUGACGAAAAAGGACAGCUAUCCUCUUCCCAGGACACUCUGGACUCGUUGA